Messenger RNA from Mytilus californianus (California mussel), 1903 nucleotides. Its product is annotated as uridine-cytidine kinase-like 1. Gene Ontology annotation, molecular function: ATP binding; kinase activity. Gene Ontology annotation, cellular component: cytoplasm. The transcript is spliced from 15 exons. Lineage: Eukaryota; Metazoa; Mollusca; Bivalvia; Mytilida; Mytilidae. The coding region runs from base 22 to 1740 and encodes 572 amino acids. The record is from RefSeq and is a predicted model, not a curated record.
UGGGAAAAUAGAAAAUAAACAAUGGAACCUGCUUUUAAAUUCGAAAAUCCGAGAUCAAAUAGUUGCAUUUCAGAUAGUAGUGGCAGUGGAGAAGAUGUGGACCAUGGAUUAGAAGAACUGACCAUUAUCACUAAUCUUCCAGAAUCUCCAUUGAAAGGACCAAAAUCACCACUUAAAGCACCGAAAUCACCUACAAAGUCAGGAAUAAACAAAAAAAUAUCCUUCACUACAUCAUCUAAAUCUCAACGCGUUUAUCAGUCCGGGUUAAGAACUUUAUAUACAUCUGGAAGACCUCCAUGGUAUGAUUCACAUGGAUCAUUGAAAGAACCAUUUGUUAUAGGUGUAUGUGGUGGCAGUGCCUCCGGUAAAACCACUGUGGCCAGGAAGAUAAUAGAAGCUUUAGAUGUUCCCUGGGUCAGUUUACUGAGUCUGGACUCAUUCUACAAAGUAUUAAAUGAAGAAAUGCAUGAGACUGCUAAUAGAAAUGAAUACAACUUUGAUCAUCCUGAUGCCUUUGAUUUUGAUUUAUUGAUAGACACACUACGCCGAUUAAAAGAUGGCAAAAGUGUGGAAGUUCCUAUUUAUAACUUCAUCACACACAGUAGAGAUCAAAAUACAAGAACGAUAUAUGGGGCCAAUGUUGUAAUAUUUGAAGGCAUAAUGAGCUUUGUGAAUAAAGAAUUAUUAGAUUUAAUGGACAUGAAGAUAUUUGUAGAUACAGAUUCUGAUGUACGGCUGGCACGACGAUUGAAGCGUGACAUAGCUGAACGAGGAAGAGAACUAGAGGGUGUUCUCAAGCAGUAUAAUACAUUUGUAAAGCCAGCCUUUGAUCAUUGGAUUUCUCCUACAAUGUCAUGUGCAGAUAUAAUUGUACCCAGAGGAGGAGAGAAUAUUGUUGCUAUUCAGUUGGUUGUGUUGCAUGUCCAUGGUCAGUUACAAAAGAGAGGUUUCAAGUUGAGGUCCAAACUGGCACAUUCUGCAGACAAUGGUUGUAAGAAACCAGAUACACUGUUUGUAUUAGAACAAACCCCACAGAUUCAGGGAUUACACACAUUUGUAAGGAAUAGAGAGACUCCACGAGAUGAAUUCAUAUUUUAUUCUAAAAGACUAAUGCGGUUGUUGUUUGAGUAUGCUGUUUCUUUAUUACCUUUUAAAACUGUCAGUGUAGAUACACCACAAGGAACCACAUAUCAUGGGAGACGAUUAGAUGCUGACAAGAACUCUAGUCCAAUGAUUUGUGGAGUAUCAAUCUUGAGAGCUGGAGAAACAAUGGAACAAGCCUUAUGUGAAGUUUGUAAAGAUGUGCGUCUUGGUAAAAUACUCAUACAGACAAACUUUGAUACAGGAGAACCAGAGUUGCAUUACCUGAGGUUGCCAAAGGACAUAAAAGAAAGUCAGGUGAUUUUAAUGGAUGCCACUGUGGCCACAGGAGCAGCUGCCAUGAUGGCUAUACGUGUUCUUCUGGACCAUGAUGUUCCGGAGGAAAAUAUUACUUUGACGUCUUUAUUGAUGGCUGAAUCUGGUGUUCACUCAGUUGCCUAUGCCUUUCCUAAGGUUAAGAUUGUCACAACAGCUGUUGAUAAAGAAGUAAAUGAAAAAUUCCAUAUUCUGCCUGGAAUAGGGAACUUUGGAGACAGAUACUUUGGAACAGACUUUGAAAAGCUAGUACAGGUAGACAGGACUCAGAUGACAAGAUGUUAUUCAGAACCUGGAUGUCGUGAUGUAGAACAAGCAGAAUAAUAUAGAGAAGAUUGUACAAAAUAAAUCAUUCCUGCUGACAUUUCAGGAUAGCUAGGAUUUUAAUGUUUUAUUGGUUGUCUCCAGUCCUUGUAUUUUUAUGUACUGGUAGCUUGACUUGGCAUUAUCAUUUCUCAUUCUUUUUAUUUUAGAUUUUAUUAAUGAA